This is a messenger RNA of Fusarium graminearum PH-1, 815 nucleotides long. Its product is annotated as bli-3 protein. The coding region runs from base 184 to 672 and encodes 162 amino acids. Lineage: Eukaryota; Fungi; Ascomycota; Sordariomycetes; Hypocreales; Nectriaceae. The record is from RefSeq and is a predicted model, not a curated record. The transcript has 2 exons.
AAUCACAAACAACAACACAACUCCAUCAAAUUCUUUACAACUACGCCAAACAAAAUGUCUUUCUCCAACGCAAACACUGGCGAUGCCCCUGCCGACCCUUACAAGAAGGCCAACGCUGAGGACGUUCCUCUUCAGACCAAGAUCGAGGACCUCGUCCACUUCGUCACCAAGGAGAAGUUUGGCAUGAUGACCACCCGCGGUUCUGAAUCCGGCAACCUUGUCUCGCGUUGCAUGGCGCUGGCCGCCACCGAGACUGGAGGCAUUGACCUUCUUUUCCACACCAACACCGAGUCUGGCAAGACCGACGACCUCGAUGCUGACCCUCAUGUCAACAUUUCCUUCAUCAACGCCUCUGGAGAGUGGGCUUCUAUCGCUGGAAACGCCAGCAUCAGCACAGACCGCAGCCUUGUUGCUAAGCACUACAGCCCAACCCUCAAGGCUUGGCUUGGCGACCUCGGUGACGGCGUCCACGACGGAUCUGAGAAAGAUCCCCGAAUUGGUAUCAUCCGUGUCAAGGCCGUUUCUUCCACCUACUCGCUCGUUUCCAAGAACUUGCUUAGCCGCGUUGCCGACAUUGCGUCCAGCACCGUCACUGGCAAGCCUGCCUCGCCCAACACCUUGAGGGAGAUUUCGGAGGGAGAUGUGCGCUCGUGGAGGGCUUCGCGAGAGUAAUGGUCAGGAUAAUGCAAAUCUCGCUUGUACGAUAGGACUUAAUAUCAAUGGCGAUACGAACUUAUGACAGCAUUAGUAUACAAUCAAAGUUGUUUUCCAUACUCGGCGUUCCAUAUUUUGUCCCACUUCUCCUUGUCAACAGC